Puccinia graminis f. sp. tritici CRL 75-36-700-3 is the source of this 351-nucleotide messenger RNA. RefSeq names its product 2-methylcitrate dehydratase. The record is from RefSeq and is a predicted model, not a curated record. Gene Ontology annotation, cellular component: mitochondrion. NCBI's taxonomy places the organism in Eukaryota, Fungi, Basidiomycota, Pucciniomycetes, Pucciniales, Pucciniaceae. The transcript has a single exon. Bases 1 to 351 code for a protein of 116 amino acids. Gene Ontology annotation, molecular function: lyase activity.
AUGGUGACGAUUCCAUUGAUAUUUGGGAGAUUGACGACAGGAGAUUACACGGACAAAGUAGCUUUGGAUCUGCAAAUUGAUGAAUUGCGCGCAAAGAUCAUCUGCACAGAGGAGAAGAAGUACAGCGCUGAGUACCAUCCACCCAACAAACGCUCAAUCGGAAAUGCAAUCAUGAUCGAAUUGAAGGACGGUACGGUCUUGGACAAGGCCGAGAUCAAGUAUUCUGUUGGACACAAACCUCGUCGAGAGGAAGGAAAACCACUCUUGGAUGCUAAGCUCAAGAGACACAUCAAGACUCACAAUCGUCUUCCUCUCUCAUCCUUUCAAAACACCCCUACUUCAUUUUAUUAA